CGCCGAAGUUUCCCAAUUCGAGUAAAAGGAAACAGAGUCUCCUACCUGCUCGUCAUAAGCGACAGUUCCUACGUGCAUUCUAUAUGUAUUGGUCCAAUUCAGAGACUCACUCCCACUCCUCACUCCCUUCUCUCUAUGGAGCCGCUGUCGCUGGUUUGUUUUGGUGUUUGGUUGGUGUGUUUUGCUGUUUCGUUGCAGAUGAAGAGCAAGAACAGUAACAAAAAGGCCUCUCCGUUACCGAAAAAAGAUGAGAAAAAUGACAAGAAGAAGAAGAAUGGCGACGGCGGCGGAGAACGGAAAACGAAGAGAGAUGCCAUAGACAAGCCAAAGGAAAAGCUAGAACAGAAGAAAUCCAAUGAGAAACCGCCGGACGAGGAAAAGAAGAAAGAGAAUCGCGUUGACAGAGAAAGGAAUAAGAAGAAAGAGGCCAAAGACAAGGCAAAGGAAGAACCACAAGUGAAGAACCACAAGGAGGAGAAGAACAAGGAUGAGCAGAAUAAGAGCAAGAUAAACAACAAAGACGAUGGAAGAAAUAAGGACGACAAAAAAAAGAAUGUUGGUGCUGGAGAAGAGAAUAGGAACAAAGAGGCCAAAGACAAGCCAAAGCAAAACCCAGAAGAUAAGAAUUCAAAGAAAACAUGGUUGAAGGUGAAUCUGAACUGCAAUAAAUGUAUUCCAGAUAUUGUCAAAAUUGCCUUCAAAACCAAAGGAUUGCAAGAGAUCUCUUUAAACAAACAAAAUGACCUAGUAAUGGUAAGAGGGACUAUGGACGUGGAAGUUCUGGUGAAAGCAUUGAAAAGGAAGCUCAAAAUAUUGGUCGAGAUUGCUGAAUCGAAGAAGGAAUGCCGCCGCCAGGAGAGUGGGAGUGUCAAUGUCAUUGGCAUUGGUGGUAGCGGUGACAAUGGCAGAGAUGGUGAGAAGAAAGAAAAAGGCGGUGGUGUGGAGUGGUGCAAAUUUGUCGAAUUUAUAGCUGACAUAUUUCAAAAAAUUACUGAAUUUGUCUUUGCUGCAUAACUGAAUUAGUGUUUGUUGAAUAAAUCUAGUUUGUUUUCAGUAUUCCACUUAUUUAGGAAUACAGAUUGUCUUCCUCUUAUUUAGGCAAACUUUUUUAGUCGGUUGAGAUCUUUUAGGAAAAAAAUUCUAGUAUGUAUAACCUUUGUAAUCCUAGUUUUGCUUUAGUUCUCCAUUGAGUAAUAAAAUUCAGUUUCAACACCAUCCCUGUCUUUUUUUUUUUUUGGUUGCUUCCGGUCUCUAUAUUUCUUACAUGGUAUCAGA
Ilex paraguariensis (yerba mate) is the source of this 1275-nucleotide messenger RNA. NCBI's taxonomy places the organism in Eukaryota, Viridiplantae, Streptophyta, Magnoliopsida, Aquifoliales, Aquifoliaceae. The record is from the annotation of a GenBank genome assembly.